Molecule: messenger RNA, 387 nt
Organism: Spodoptera exigua (beet armyworm)
Lineage: Eukaryota; Metazoa; Arthropoda; Insecta; Lepidoptera; Noctuidae
Source: the annotation of a GenBank genome assembly
AUGUCAGACUGCUGGCUAAAAACUCCCCUGUUCCUUCUUCUGCUUUGGGCCGAGGUCGCGGUGCCUCAUUGCGUUUACCCCGCUACCCCGUCUGAAAAUCAGCCAUAUAGGGCUCCUUUUGUGGUAGUCUACUGGCUCUUUGAGGCGCGCGCGGCGAGUCGUGCGCUCGGGUCUGCUUCUGGUCGGGCGGCGAGCUACCCUUUCUCGCCGUUUGCAGACCCGCGCUUACGGUGGCCGGAGAUCGUCUCACGAUCCUCGACACCCGGAGUGUCGCCUGCUGCGGCGGCUGGUGUGUUAGGGGGAGGAUUGUUCCCUCAUGCGGUCCGCCUUCCUCUUUGCGAACACAACUGCUUCAUAGAUAUCCUCUCGCUCCGCACCAUGGCCUAA